This is a messenger RNA of Oikopleura dioica, 1743 nucleotides long. NCBI's taxonomy places the organism in Eukaryota, Metazoa, Chordata, Appendicularia, Copelata, Oikopleuridae. The record is from the annotation of a GenBank genome assembly.
AUGAUGCGAGUACAACAUGCUCUCCGGCAUGUUCGAGCCAAAUCUAUCCGUGUUGGAUGCGCUUCUGGAUUUUGGGGUGAUUCGACCUUGUCCACCGGUCAGCUUGUUGAAAAGGGAGAUCUUGACUAUCUUGUGUACGAUUAUCUCUCUGAGAUCACCAUGUCUCUCAUGGUCGGCGCCCAAAUGAGACGACCAGAGAUGGGCUACGCUCCUGAUGUCAUCAGAGACAUCAAGCCUCAUUUCGGAGCCCUUCAGGAGCGCGGCACUAAGUUGGUUUGCAAUGCUGGAGGCAUCAACCCCGUUGGUUGUGCUGAGGCCAUGUCCAAAGCAGCGGAAGCUGCUGGUUUCAAGGACCUCAAAAUUGCCGCUAUCGGAGGCGAUCAAGUUGAACAGCCAGGCUACAUGACUUCCAAUGCGUAUUUUGGAUGUGAAUCGGUUGUUGAAGCUCUCAAUCGAGGUGCUGAUAUGGUCUUGACGGGUCGUCUUGCUGAUUCUGCAUUGAUCCUUGGCCCCGCCAUGUACGAAUUCGGCUGGAAGAUGAACGACUGGGACAAGCUUGCUGCAGGAUCUGCUGCUGGUCAUAUUGUGGAGUGUGGAGCUCAGUGCACUGGUGGAAACCACACUGAUUGGCAAAACGUUGCUGACUCUUGGUGGAAUGUUGGCUUCCCCAUUGCCAUUAUCGAUGAGUCUGGUUCAUUCGAAAUUACCAAACCAGAAGGUACCGGGGGCAAGGUCUCUUGGGCCACUGUUGCUGAGCAGUUGACCUAUGAAGUUGGCAAUCCCGCUGGUUACAUCCUCCCCGAUGUUGUUGCCAAUCUAUCUGAAGCCGUCAUUGAAGAAGUUGGCGAAAAUCGAGUCAAGGUUACCGGAAUCACUGGUGUUGCGCCUACCGACACACUUAAACUUGGCCGAACAAAGUUCGAUGGUUUCCGAUCUAUCCUUCCUGUCUACAUCGGCGGCCGAGAUUGCCAAGAAAAAGCCCUCGCAACUGGCCGAGCAUUGAUCAAGCGAAUCGAGGAUGAGCUCGAAAAGCGCGAUCUUGGAAAAUUCACUCGAGUAACAAUGGCAGUCACUCCUCCUCUCGGAGUAAAAACGCCAGAAUGCACCCUUCGAGUUGUCGUGCGCCACCCAGAUCGUGAAGCUCUCAAGUUUUUCGGUCUGGAGAUCGCUACUGCUGGAACUUCGAUGGCUCCUGGUCUUCAAGCCGUGUCUGGUGGGCGACCAAAGCCUACUCCCUGUCUUUCUUAUCAGUCAGUUUUGAUACCUAAAAGCGAUGUCACGCCGACCAUCACACUUGGCGACGAAGAAAUUGAAGUUCCUAACUUUUCUGACUACGAGGCAACGAAAGAAAUCCCGCAACCAAACGCUCAAGAAGACGCUGUCAGAACGGGCCCAUUUACUUAUUCAGUCCAUGACCUCGCAUAUACAAGAUCAGGAGAUAAAGGCAAUUCCUGCAAUGUUUCUGUGAUCGCUCGAAAGCCAGAAUAUCUUCCAUACUUGAGACGACAUUUGACCGAAGACAGAAUCUUCGAAUUCUUCCAAGACAAGUUUGCGGAAGGAGCUACCGCAGAGCUUGUCACCAGAUAUGACUGGCCCGGACUCAACGCUCUCAACUUCGUCUUGGAAGAGUCACUUGCUGGUGGUGGAAUUGCUUCCGAUGCUAAUGAUCCACAAGGAAAAGCUUAUGGAUCCCUUCUGACUCUGAUGGAAAUCCCCGAUCUCCCUCACAUAACUGAACUUUAA